Nymphaea colorata (pocket water lily) is the source of this 2216-nucleotide messenger RNA. RefSeq lists its product as uncharacterized. Gene Ontology annotation, molecular function: ATP binding; UDP-N-acetylmuramoylalanine-D-glutamate ligase activity. The record is from RefSeq and is a predicted model, not a curated record. Lineage: Eukaryota; Viridiplantae; Streptophyta; Magnoliopsida; Nymphaeales; Nymphaeaceae. Gene Ontology annotation, biological process: cell division; biosynthetic process; regulation of cell shape. Gene Ontology annotation, cellular component: cytoplasm. The transcript is spliced from 15 exons. Bases 75 to 1721 code for a protein of 548 amino acids.
CGUAUCGAAAGCGUCCCGCCCGCCGUGGGAGGGACCCGAUCCCUGUAGUGGUGGUUUCUGGGGGAUGGUCGACCAUGGAGUUCAAUGGUCGACCCUCUAGCAUUGAAUCUGCUGUGCAUUUCAUGAUGCCGGCUUUUGCUGGGAGGAGGAACCGCUGUCGAGUAAGCAGCAGGCGCUGGGUUCUGAUCCCUCCGGCUUCUAAUUUGUCGGCAUCGUUCGUUCUACACAAGAAAAUUAUGAUAUGCAAGAUUCCAUGUGGAUGUAAAGUGAUGGUUCACAGGCCAAGAUAUUGCUUGCUAGUAACGGCAACAAGUAAGAAUCACGGACUAACACAAAAGGACCUUGAUGGUCAAACUGUCGCUAUACUGGGGCUAGGUGCUUCUGGAAAGGCAGCUGCUGAACUUGCACUUGCAAGAGGAGCAUCUGUCCUUGCUAUUGAUAGAAAUGAGAAUCUGCUUCCACUGGAAGUUGAUCCUUUGUUUCAAAAAUAUACACGCUUGCGAACAGUUCUUGCACCUUCCGGUGCAGACUUCCUGAAGGAUGCCGAUAGAGUGGUGGUCUCACCUGGGGUUCCUCUUGAGACCUAUGGCUUAGCAGGAUUGCUAGAAUCUGGAAAGGAAGUAAUGUCUGAACUGGACUUUGCAGCUGAGGUUUUGCACAAAGAAACUGCAGUUUUAGCGAUUUCUGGAACUAAUGGAAAAUCAACAGUGACUAGCUAUGCUAGUCAGCUACUUCAGCAUUCUGGCAUCAAGGCUUUUGUUGGAGGAAAUUUUGGAAAUCCACUUUCAAAGGCUGCUUUACAGUGUAUGGGAUCUGGUGAAUCCCAAUUCCAGGUUGCAGUUGUGGAGGUGAGCAGCUAUCAGUUGGAGAUUCCGAAUAAGUACUUGCAUCCCUCUGUGGCAGUCAUAUUAAAUCUCACUCCUGAUCACUUAGAGAGACACAAGACUAUGUGGAAUUAUGCCUAUACAAAAUGCCGAUUAUUCUGUCAUAUGACUGAUUGCGAUCUUGCUGUUCUUCCAGCUGAUAAUCAACUAUUAGUGGAGGCUUUUCGUCAUGGGCUAAACCAUUGCACUCUUACUUGGAUAGGAGACCUUCCUGGUCUCAAGAUGGUGAUGGAUAAGAAGGUUGCCUAUAUAGAACUUCCAACCACAGGCCUAAGUGCAGAACUGAAAUUGGACUCCCUUAAUACAGUGGGUAACCAUAACUUCCAGAAUGCAGCAGUCGCUACAUUCUGUGUACUUGGACUGAAUAUGGGAAUUGAAGUAAAUUCAAUAAAUGAAGCUAUUGGGAAAUUAUCCCCUCUUCCCCAUCGGAUGCAAAUAGUUCACAUUGACAAUGAAGGAAAAAUAUGGGUUAAUGAUAGCAAGGCAACAAAUGUGGAAGCUACAUAUGCUGGAUUGGUUGGUAUGAAAGAAUUCAAGUCAGUUGUUCUUCUUGGGGGCAUCGCAAAGCAAAAUGCUGAGAACAAUGGCUCCAGUGGUUUUGAAAAGCUGGCAGAGCCUCUUAAAUGCCACAAGGCUGUAAUCACGUUCGGAGCUUCUGGGGAAAUGAUUUGGAAGGCACUGCUGAGUGCUGGGCUUUCUAUUCCUUGUACUACAGUUAAAUGUCUGGUAGAUGCUGUGAGUCUUGCACGGGACAUUGCUAAAUCUGGUGUGGAUGCGGACAUGGUUGCAGCUCCAUCAUGCAAACUGAUGCAGUCAGCACGCUUGUGGUGCCGUUGACCUCAUCCACCCAUUUUUUGGUGAUGCAAUUGUGCUUAGUCCAGGUUGUGCAAGCUUUGAUGAAUUUGAGAACUUUGAACAUAGAGGGAAAGUCUUUGAAGAGUUGGCCAUGCAGUCCCGUUGACUUUUUUCAUCCUGUGGCCUCAUAAAAGGUCUAGUAGAACCGGAGGUAAUUCUACGUCAACGAGGUAUGAUAGGGUUGAUAUCUCUCUCUUCCUAAAUGUACAACAAAAUCUGAUCCAUACAUUUGCAGUGGAUGGACAGCUUCUUUUCUUUGAUAAUUUCAUUGUUUGCUUUUUCGGCCGCCAUUUUCUCCAUCUCAAUCUCUUUUUUCAACUUGUACGGGACAUUGUAAUCCUUUAAAAGGAAGCAUAAAAUUUGAGAGGGUAAAAAGGAGAAUGUCCAUCUGUAACAAUUAAAUCGUAUUGUAUAUCUUUUUGGACCAUUGCUAUGUCGGUCGGUCUGUAACAAUUGCACUUUUCAUCUAAAUUUCAU